AUGGCUACCCCUAGUGUCCUAGCUUUUGACGCUGAGGGUCGCGCCAUUGAUUUUGAGGUCUGGCUAGACGACCUGCAGCUGUUCUUACAGUGCGACAGGGCUGAUGACCUUUCUCUCUUUGACCUCACCUCUGGCGCCUCUCCUGCUCCUGCUGCUGAUGCUGAUCCCGCUGUCCGCUCUAAGUGGGCCACCCGCGAUGCUGCUGCACGUCUUGCUGUGCGUCGCCACCUCCCUACCUCUGAGCGUGUGCACUUUAGUCAGUACAAGAGUGCUCAGACCUUGUACGACGCUGUAGUUGCGCGCUACUCCUCCCCUGCCACUGCUGCCCUGAGCCGUCUCAUGCUUCCCUACCUCUUUCCUGACCUCUCUGCCUUUCCCACUGUCGCUGACCUCAUUACGCACCUCCGCACUAGUGACACUCGCUACCGCGCCGCCCUUCCUGCUGAGUUCUGCGCUAGGAACCCCCCUCCCAUGUACAUCGCUCUCUACUACGUAGUCGCGCGCCUCCCUGACUCCCUUCGCGUCGUCAGGGACCACUUUCUCGCAGUCUGUCCCGCCACUCUCACGGUCGACCUCCUCGAGAAGGCCCUCCUUGCAGCGGAGAAGAGCAUAGUCGCUGUAGGUGCUUCUCGUGGUGACCCUCGCACCCCCAUCUUUGAGGGGUGCUCUCCUUCCCCCUUGCUGCCCUCUGUUGCCUCUGCUGCUGCUGCCGACCUGCUUGGUCUUGAGUCGGUCGGCGCGGCGUCUGCCCCUAGUGGGAGACGUCGCUCUAGCAAGGGCAAGGGAGGCAAGGGCGCGGGUGGAGCUGGGGGGGGCGGUGGCGGUGGCGGCGGUGGCGGCGGAGGGAGUGGGGGUGGCGGCGGGACUAGUGGCGGGGGUGGUGGUGGUGGUGGUGGCAGCAGCGGCGGAGACGGUGGUGGUGGUGCCAGCGGUGGUGGUGGAGGCAGCGGCGGAGGUGGAGGCGGCGGAGGUGGAGGCAGUGGAGGCGGCAGCGGCGGAGGCAGUAGUGGUGGAGGAGGUGGAGCUGGUCGGGGUGGUACCCAGCAGCGUAGCGGCGGUGGCGGUGGCCAGCGCUCGCACCGGCAGCAGCAGCAGCGCUCACGGGACAUCCCUUCGCCUCAGCAGCUUCGUGAGUGGUACGCUGGGCGUCAGAGGGGUGGGGGUACUGGUCCCUGCACCUACGUUCUUCGUUCCGGCGACCGCGCGGCGAUCUUUGAUCUUGAUUUUGAUGCUAUCCUUACUGCUAUGUAUGUUGUGGAUUAUAGUGAGGAGAAUGAGGGUUACCGGUGUUUCCAGCCCGACCCGGGCAUUGGUACUGCUGCGCUAGGUACUUGUGAGGCUGCUGCUCUAGGUGCCAGUGCGUCUGCGCUCUCAGGUACUGGUGAGACUGCGUUCUCAGGUACUGAGUCGUCCUCGUCCUCCCUCACUUUCACACUUGACUCCGGAGCUUCUCGCUCCUUUCGAGACCGCACUACCCUUUCGCCGCUCGCCAGGCCGGUUGCGGUCUCCCUUGCUGACCCCUCUGGGGGUCCUGUCCUGUCUCACUUCUCCACUGUCCUCCCGUGUCCGGCUGCCCCUUCGGGCACCCUGUCUGGUCUGUACCUUCCCUCGUUCUCUACGAACUUGGUGAGUGGAGCGGACCUGCAGGAUGGGGGUGUUCACCAGUUCACUCCUGCGCGUCAGCGGGUGACCCACUGCACGGAGGCUCGCACAGGCCGACACCUGGCCACGUUCUCGCGUCGGCCGGGGUCGAGUCUCUACACCCUGACCGUUGAGUCUCCUCCUGUCCCUGCGUCUGGUCAGGUGGCUGCGUCGGGUCAGGUACUUGCUGCUGCGUCCCGGUCAGGUCCUGAGUCUGCCCCCUGUUCUUGUCGCCUCCUGUCUCACGAGACUCUCCUGUGGCACCACCGUCUUGGCCACCCCUCCUUGCCCCGUCUUCGGAGCAUGGCUUCCCGUGUCCUUGUCUCUGGUCUUCCCCAGUCUCUCCCUCCUCUCCCCUCCGGGCCAGGACCUUCCUGUGUCCCCUGUGUCGAGGGUCGCCUCCGGGCUACUCCUCACUCCUCCCACUUCCCCCCGACAGAGGCUCCCCUGCAGACGCUUCACAUGGAUGUGUGGGGCCCAGCCCCCGUCCGUGGGCAGGGUUACGAGCGAUACUUCCUGUUGGUGGUUGACGACUACUCGCGUUACACCACAGUCCUCCCCUUGCGCAGCAAGGGUGCGGUCACUGAGGUGCUGAUCGACUGGAUCCGCGAGGCUCGUCUCCAGCUCAGGAAGAGCUUCGGCUCGGACUUUCCUGUUAUGCGUCUGCACUCUGACAGAGGCGGAGAGUUCUCUUCUCGCCUUCUGCGAGACUACUGUCGUGCAUGGGGGAUCCGCCAGACCUUCACGCUUCCGGACUCACCACAGCAAAAUGGGAUUGCUGAGCGCCGCAUUGGCAUGGUCAUGGAUGUCGCUCGUACGUCCAUGAUGCAUGCGGCUGCCCCCCAUUUUCUGUGGCCGUUUGCGGUGAGGUACGCGGCGCAUCAGCUCAACCUUCACCCCCGGGUCUCUCGGCCUGCGAUGUCCCCAGUCUUGAUGUGGACAGGGAAGGUUGGCGAUGCGUCUGUGUUCCGUGUCUGGGGAUCUCGGGCGUUUGUCCGCGACUUGUCUGCGGACAAGCUGUCCCCUCGUGCUGCUCCCUGUGUCUUUCUUGGCUUCCCCACUGACGCCCCAGGGUGGCAGUUUUACCACCCCUCCUCUCGUCGUGUUCUGUCCUCCCAGGACGUCACGUUCGACGAGUCAGUCCCCUUCUACCGUCUCUUCCCCUACCGCACUCCUUCCCUCCCCCCUCCCCCGGACUUCCUUGUGCCGGUUCCCCCCCCGGUAGACCCCCUCCCCCCUCAGGUUCCUGCCCCCUCAGGUGUGUCCCAGGUAGACGCCGUUGACCCGGUCGAGGUUACUGGUGACUCUGGUCCUGCUGCGGGUGCUGAGCCUGGGGGUGCUGACUCUGCGGGUACUGUGCGCGGGGGUGCUGUGCCUGGGGGUGCUACUGCUGGGGGUGCUGGGCCUGAGGGUGCUACUGCGCUGCUGAGCCUGGGGGGUGCUGAGCUGGGAGCUGCUGAGCCUGGGGUUUCUCCUGCUGCUGCGUCUCGCCGGGAGCCCCUCUCUCCACAGGAGCUGCGCGAGUGGUUCGCUCGCCGCUGGAGGCGUGCUGCUGAGUCUGGAGGUGCUGCUGGGGCUGGAGCUGGAGCUUCUUCGAUCGUCGAGGGUGCGGGUGCUGCCGGUCCCGGAGCUGCUGGACCUGCGGGUCCUCCUGGAGCUGGAGCUGCUGAGGGCGUUCGUGCUGAGCCUGCUGCUGUUGGUCCUGCCGCUGGAGGUGUGGGUGGCGCUGGUGCUGUCGCUGAGGGUGCUGGUGCUGUCCCUGCUGAGACUGGAGCUGCCGCGCGGCCUCGGCCGUACUUCGUUCCGCUCCUUCAGCAGGUUCUUGGUCUUUCUCCUCAAGUAGAGGGUCCACCGCCUGUCCAAUCGCAGUCCCUACUGGAGCCUUCCUCUCCACUGCCUGCUCCCUCUCCUUACACUGGUCCUACUGGAGGUCUUGCUGAGCGUCGUGAGCCUGCGUCUCGCCCCGCGUCGCCUGUUCGUGCUGCUCGCGCUAGUGGUCGCAAUUCGCGUCAGCGUCCUCCUCCUGUCCCUGGCACGCACCGGAUGUCUCUGCGUCCGUCCACUGCUCCUCUGCGUGCCCCUUUGCCUUCUCCUCCUGAGUCCUCUCUUCCUGCGCUUGCCGACCCUGAGUCGGACUCUCUUCGCGCUGCGAGUCCUACUGUCACGCGUCUGCUUGCUACUGUCGUCACUGACCCCUCUUUUGAGUCCACUGCUGCGUCUGCUCUAGUCGCAGAGCUCGUCGACUUUGCUGCUCGCUGUCGUCUCGACUACGCUGCUAGUCUUGUUGCUGAGUCUGCGUCUGUCUGUCCUCCGUCCGUCGGGGGUGAGUGUGCUCUUGGCACGGACGUCCUAGAGGACAGGCAGGAGGAGUUACAGUGUCUAGCGGCUGCUUCACCUCAUCUCGCGUCUGUACUGCUUGCCCCUGAGGGAGACCCGGAUGCACUAGACAUCCCGACUCCGCGUUCUUACGCGGAGGCCGUAGAGGGCCCCUACUCCUCUCAGUGGCAGGCAGCCAUGGAUGCAGAGAUGGCUUCCUGGAAGUCCACAGGCACCUACGUUGACGCGGUUCCCCCUCCUGGGGCGAACAUCGUCAGUGGCAUGUGGAUCUUCAGGGUGAAGCGGCCGCCGGGCUCUCCACCUGUCUUCAAGGCACGGUACGUUGCUCGUGGCUUCAGUCAGCGGCAGGGAGUUGACUACUUUCAGACCUUCUCUCCCACCCCGAAGAUGACUACUCUUCGGGUGCUGCUGCACAUAGCCGCUCAGCGCGACUACGAGCUUCACUCUCUCGACUUCAGCACUGCGUUCUUGCAGG
Molecule: messenger RNA, 4453 nt
Organism: Closterium sp. NIES-65
Lineage: Eukaryota; Viridiplantae; Streptophyta; Zygnematophyceae; Desmidiales; Closteriaceae
Source: the annotation of a GenBank genome assembly